This is a messenger RNA of Diaporthe citri, 615 nucleotides long. RefSeq lists its product as uncharacterized. The record is from RefSeq and is a predicted model, not a curated record. Gene Ontology annotation, cellular component: multivesicular body; ESCRT III complex. The transcript is spliced from 3 exons. Bases 1 to 615 code for a protein of 204 amino acids. Lineage: Eukaryota; Fungi; Ascomycota; Sordariomycetes; Diaporthales; Diaporthaceae. Gene Ontology annotation, biological process: vesicle budding from membrane; late endosome to vacuole transport via multivesicular body sorting pathway.
AUGGGCAACAACUCCAGUCGGGUCACGGCCCAGGACAAGGCCGUCCUCGACCUCAAAACCCAGCGCGACAAGCUGCACCAGUACCAGCGGCGCAUAACCGUCCUCACCGACCGCGAGACCGAGAUCGCAAAGCAGAUGCUGGCCAAGGGCGACAAGAAGCGCGCCCUGCUCGCCCUGCGCCGCAAGAAGUACCAGGAGUCGCUCCUCGCGCAGACCGACGGCCAGCUGGAGCAGCUCGAGAAGCUGACGGCCAACGUCGAGUUCGCCCAGAUACAGAAGGAUGUCGUCUUCGGCCUGCAGCAGGGCACAAAGGUCCUCAAGGAGAUACACGCCGAGAUGGGCGGCAUAGAGCACGUCGAGAAGCUUAUGGGGGAGACUGCCGACGCGAUCGCGUAUCAGAAUGAGGUCAGCGAGAUGCUCGGGGGCAAGAUAUCGAACCAGGACGAGGACGAGGUCGAGGAAGAGCUGGCGGCCAUGGAAGCCGAACUGGGAGAGAGGGCGCCGCUGCCCAACGUCCCAGAUACCGCACUCCCCGCCCACGAGAUGAUACCAGAACCACAGCCUGCAAGGGUGAAACAGAAACAACCGGAACAACAAGCUAUGCUUGCAUCAUGA